AUGGCUAACCCUAGUGUCCUCGCUUUUGACGCUCAGGGUCGUGCCAUUGACUUAGACGUAUGGGUAGAUGACCUGCAGCUUUUCCUACAGUACGGUAGGGCAGACGGUCUCUCCCUCUUUGACCUCACCUCUGGUGCCUCUCCUGCCCCUACUGCGGAUGCCGACGCCACUGUUUGCUCACAGUGGGCCACACGCGAUGCUGCUGCACGUCUUGCUGUGCGUCGCCACCUGCCUACCUCUGAGCGUGCGCACUUUAGUCAGUACAAGAAUGCUCACACCUUGGACCACUUCCUCUCAGUUUGCCCCACCACUCUCACCAUUGACCUCCUCAAUAAGGCCCUCCUAGCAGCAGAGAAGAGCAUAGUCGCUGUAGGAGCCUCUCGUGGUGACCCUCGCACCCCCAUCUUUGAGGGGUGUUCCCCCUCCCCCCUUUUGCCCUCUGUUGCCUCUGCUGCUGCGGCCGACCUCGUUGGGCUUGAGUCGGUCGGUGCGGCGUCUACCCCUAGCGGGAGACGCCGCCCUGGCAAGGGCAAGGGGGGCAGGGGCGCUGGAGGAGCUAGCGGGGGCGGUGGAGGAGGCAGUGGAGGCGGUGGAGGGGGUGGGGGUGGCGGUGGGGGUGGUGGCGGGGGUGGAGGUGUCGGUGGCGGCAGUGGAGGCGAAGGCGGCGGCGGCGGUGGCGGUGGGAGCGGAGGUGGCGGAGGUGGCGGCGGUGAAGGAGGCGGUGGAGGUGGAGCUGGUUGGGGUGGCGCUGCGCAAAGGGUUGGCUCCGGUGGUGGUCAGCGCCAGCAGCAGUAG
Messenger RNA from Closterium sp. NIES-65, 795 nucleotides. Lineage: Eukaryota; Viridiplantae; Streptophyta; Zygnematophyceae; Desmidiales; Closteriaceae. The record is from the annotation of a GenBank genome assembly.